Molecule: messenger RNA, 3904 nt
Organism: Fulmarus glacialis (Northern fulmar)
Lineage: Eukaryota; Metazoa; Chordata; Aves; Procellariiformes; Procellariidae
Gene: ROCK2
Product: Rho-associated, coiled-coil containing protein kinase 2
Exons: 27
Coding region: 46-3297 (1083 amino acids)
Biological process (GO): peptidyl-threonine phosphorylation; embryonic morphogenesis; positive regulation of centrosome duplication
Cellular component (GO): cytoskeleton; cytoplasm; centrosome
Molecular function (GO): small GTPase binding; Rho-dependent protein serine/threonine kinase activity; ATP binding
Source: RefSeq, a predicted model, not a curated record
ACUCCUUUUUAUGCAGACUCACUAGUAGGAACAUACAGUAAAAUUAUGGACCAUAAGAACUCAUUACAUUUCCCAGAUGAUGUGGAAAUCUCUAAGCAUGCAAAGAACCUUAUCUGUGCCUUUUUAACUGAUAGGGAUGUGCGACUUGGGAGAAAUGGGGUAGAAGAAAUAAAGCAUCAUCCUUUCUUCAAGAGUGAUCAGUGGAACUGGGACAACAUUCGAGAGACUGCUGCUCCUGUUGUUCCUGAGCUUAGCAGUGAUAUAGAUAGCAGUAAUUUUGAUGACAUUGAGGACGACAAGGGAGACGUGGAAACCUUUCCAAUCCCCAAAGCCUUCGUGGGAAACCAGCUGCCUUUUAUAGGAUUUACCUACUAUAGAGACAAUUUGUUGCUAAGUGACUCCUCUCAGUCUUGCAGAGAAAAUGAAUCCAUGCAAUCUAGUAAAAAUGAGGACAGCAAGGAGUUUCAGAAAAAACUAGGCAAGCUAGAAGAACAGCUCAGUAACGAAUUACAAGCCAAAGAUGAACUAGAACAGAAGUACAGGUCUACUAAUACUCGUUUAGAGAAGAUAGUGAAAGAGCUAGAUGAAGAGAUAACUUCAAGAAAGAAUGUAGAGUCUGCAGUCAGACAGUUAGAAAGAGAGAAGGCUCUUCUUCAGCAUAAGAAUACAGAAUACCAGAGAAAAGCAGAACAUGAAGCAGAUAAGAAACGCAAUUUGGAAAAUGAGGUUAACAGUUUGAAAGACCAGCUUGAAGAUUUAAAAAAGAGGAAUCAGAACUCUCAAAUAUCCAAUGAGAAAAUCAAUCAACUACAAAGACAGUUGGAUGAAGCCAAUUCUUUGCUGCGAUCGGAGUCUGAUACCGCAGCCAGGUUAAGGAAGAACCAGACAGAAAGCACAAAGCAAAUCCAGCAGCUGGAAGCUAAUAAUCGAGAACUACAAGAUAAGAACUGCCUGCUAGAGAAUGCUAAACUCAAACUGGAGAAGGACUUUCUCAAUCUUCAGUCAGCUCUAGAAUCAGAAAGGAGAGAUCGAAGUCAUGGAUCAGAGAUUAUCAGUGAUUUACAAGGUCGAAUAUCUAGCCUGGAAGAAGAAGUAAAAAAUGGAAAGAGUAAAUUAGCCAAACUGGAAAUGGAGAAGAGACAAUUGCAGGAAAAACUUACAGAUUUAGAAAAGGAAAAGAGCAACAUGGAAAUAGAUAUGACAUAUAAAUUCAAAGUUAUGCAGCAGAACCUUGAACAAGAAGAAGCUGAACAUAAAGCCACAAAAGCACGAUUAGCAGACAAAAAUAAGAUCUAUGAGUCUAUAGAGGAAGCAAAAUCUGAAGCCAUGAAAGAAAUGGAGAAGAAGCUUUUGGAAGAGAGAGCUUUAAAGCAAAAAGUAGAAAAUCGGUUGUUAGAAGCUGAAAAGCAGCGCUCCAUGUUGGACUGUGAUCUCAAACAAUCACAACAGAAAAUCAAUGAGCUCCUUAGGCAAAAGGAUAUACUAAAUGAAGAUGUAAAAAACCUGACAUUAAAAAUAGAGCAAGAAACACAAAAGCGCUGUCUCACUCAGAAUGACCUCAAGAUGCAAACGCAACAGGUCAACACCUUGAAAAUGUCAGAGAAGCAGUUAAAACAGGAGAAUAACCAUCUUCAGGAGAUCAAAUUAAGUCUGGAAAAACAAAAUAACGAACUCCGCAAGGAACGUCAAGAUGCAGAUGGACAAAUGAAAGAGCUUCAAGACCAACUUGAAGCUGAACAGUAUUUCUCAACUCUGUACAAGACGCAAGUUCGAGAACUUAAAGAAGAAUGUGAGGAAAAGACCAAACUUUGUAAAGAAAUGCAGCAAAAGAUACAAGAGUUACAGGAUGAGAGAGAUUCCUUGGCUGCUCAACUAGAGAUUACUUUGACAAAAGCAGAUUCGGAACAACUUGCACGUUCCAUUGCUGAAGAACAGUACUCUGAUUUGGAAAAAGAGAAGAUUAUGAAAGAGCUGGAGAUUAAAGAGAUGAUGGCUAGGCAUAAACAGGAACUUACUGAGAAAGAUGCCACCAUAGCCUCUUUGGAGGAAGCAAAUAGGACACUAACAAGUGAUGUGGCUAAUCUUGCUAAUGAGAAAGAAGAACUAAACAAUAAACUGAAGGAAGUACAAGAACAAAUUACAAAGCUAAAAGAAGAAGAAGCAAAUGUAGGAAAUAUUAAAGCACAAUUUGAGAAACAGUUGUUGAAUGAAAGAACAUUGAAAACCCAGGCUGUGAAUAAAUUGGCUGAGAUCAUGAAUCGGAAGGGUCCAGUCAAACGUGGAGCUGACACUGAUGUACGGCGGAAGGAAAAGGAAAAUAGGAAACUGCAUAUGGAACUGAAGUCUGAACGAGAAAAGUUAACCCAAAUGAUGAUCAAAUAUCAGAAGGAAAUCAAUGAAAUGCAGGCGCAAAUAGCAGAAGAGAGUCAGAUACGGAUUGAACUCCAGAUGACUCUGGACAGCAAAGACAGUGACAUUGAACAGCUUCGUUCACAGCUACAGUCAUUACACAUUGGUCUAGACAACAGUAGCAUAGGCAGUGGACCUGGAGAUGCUGAGGCAGAUGAUGGAUUCCCUGAAUCAAGAUUGGAAGGGUGGCUAUCACUGCCUGUUAGAAACAACACUAAAAAAUUUGGAUGGGUUAAAAAGUAUGUAAUUGUAAGCAGUAAGAAGAUCCUGUUCUAUGACAGCGAACAAGAUAAAGAACAAUCUAAUCCCUAUAUGGUAUUAGAUAUAGACAAACUCUUCCAUGUGCGACCAGUCACUCAGACUGAUGUGUACAGAGCAGACUCCAAGGAAAUUCCUAGGAUAUUCCAGAUUCUAUAUGCUAAUGAAGGAGAGAGCAAAAAGGAACAGGAAUUUCCCGUGGAGCCCAUGGGAGAGAAGUCAAAUUACAUUUGUCACAAAGGACAUGAGUUUAUACCUACUCUUUAUCACUUUCCAACCAAUUGUGAAGCUUGUAUGAAGCCACUGUGGCAUAUGUUUAAACCUCCUCCUGCUCUAGAAUGUCGCCGUUGCCAUAUCAAAUGUCACAAAGAUCACAUGGAUAAAAAAGAAGAGAUUAUAGCACCUUGCAAAGUGUACUAUGAUAUUUCAACGGCAAAGAAUCUACUACUGUUAGCUAACUCUACGGAAGAACAGCAAAAAUGGGUGAGCCGACUGGUGAAAAAAAUACCCAAGAAGCCUCCAGCACCAGACCCCUUUGCUCGGUCUUCUCCCAGAACUUCCAUGAAGGUACAGCCAAACCAGUCCAUCAGACGACCAAGUCGACAGCUUCCUCCAAACAAACCAAGCUAACUGCUUUCCGUGAAUGCAGAAACAGUUCAAGGUGAUAAUUUUCUUCCUGUUACAGCAAGACUGAAACAUAUCCCAAAAUAUAUUAAAAAUAUAUAUUUUCCUGAGAGAUUGUGCUAUAUAUAUCAGAGGUUUACAUUUUUGCUGCAAUAUAAAUUACUAAUCUCUGAGGGUUUUCCUGUAUUCUCCUGAGUGACUGAUCAAAUAAGGAAUGGUUGGUAAAUAGUAAAAGGAUAUGUUAGGUAACCUUUUAAACUCUGUUCCACAAAAGCUUUCUUGGCAAGACACAUACACUACAUUUCAUAAAAGGAUCGAGAGGAAUGAAUAUUAAAACGGAAGAAACUGACUUUUCAGCUUUCGUAAAGAUGCCACCAGCAUGUCUGCAAGAAGAACAGGAGGAAGAUCCACCAUAGUGAUAUAGACUGCAUCUGUAAGAAGUGACCAUUAUACUGUGUAUAUAUAUUGUACUGUAAUACUGCAAGAGGGUUUUAAAAAUCUUUCCACUUUAUUUUUUUAUGCUUAUUAAUCAGAUACCGUUACUUAUUGCAGUUGCAACUAUGCACUUGUAUAAAGCCAUAAUGUUGAAGUUUAUAUCAUUCAUACACGUCUA